Molecule: messenger RNA, 993 nt
Organism: Erythranthe guttata (spotted monkey flower)
Lineage: Eukaryota; Viridiplantae; Streptophyta; Magnoliopsida; Lamiales; Phrymaceae
Source: RefSeq, a predicted model, not a curated record
CCCUCUCUCUCUCUCUCUCUCUCACUCACACACACUCCGGAAACUUCUCCGUUAUCGUGCUCUCUGCUUCGUCAAACGUCACUGCUGUAAAAAUGAACUCUGUGCGCGAUUACAGAGAAUCAACACCUUCAAAUUCAGGUGCAGGUUGCAAUGGGGUUUGUAUUAUGAGUACCACAUGGAAAGAUGAACAACAUCCGUCCUUCAUCAACUUCAUCUCCUCUUUCCUCGAUGCUAAUUCUUAUAAACUAAAUUUUGUGCCGAUUGCUCCAGAUUUCAUCUUUAACUGUGGAGGUCUGUCUGUAGCUUUCAUAUUUGCAACUACUUGGAAUUACGAGGACGCUGCAUCUAUCUUCAGCAAAAUCCAGAAGUUGAGAGGGCAAUUUGCACACUUCUAUGUGGUUGUUACUCUUCCAACCAAGGAUCAAAACGACUCUUUCAUACGCGCUUAUUUCAAGUAUGGCAUGGAGCUUGGUAAGCCAACUUGGAUUCCAGUAAAGGACUUAGAGAUGGGAUUCGAGAAGAUUGUAAAGGUUGCACAUGCUCGUGGAGUUUGUAAGCGGCAGGAUGCCAUAUCACAAUUGAGAGCCGAGAGGCAAAAAUCGGUGCAAUCCAUGGACAUCUAUAUCAAAGUGGUUACAUCGAUUCCUGGGAUUGACUACCAUGAUGCAAAUGCGCUCAAUCAAGCCAUUGGUUCCAUAGAAGCAAUAGCUAAAGCAUCGAAGGAGUACAUUUUGGAGAAUACCGAUCUUUCAACUGAGAAAGCUGAAACUAUUACAAGGUUUUUCAGAGACCCAAAGUAUUACCUUGGUCCCAAAAUCAAAUGAAUGUAGAUCUGUAACCUGCAUAUCCCUGUGUUGUGACUGUUUAAAACUGGUCUGUGCAAAUACCACAAUUUAGUUUGCUUAUUGCACAUAGCCUUUGGUUAGAACAAAAUAGAGUUUUUGUGAUUUCUGUUGUCUCAAUGAAACAAGAAAUGGUAAUUUCUUAACGAAA